Molecule: messenger RNA, 889 nt
Organism: Thamnophis sirtalis
Lineage: Eukaryota; Metazoa; Chordata; Lepidosauria; Squamata; Natricidae
Source: RefSeq, a predicted model, not a curated record
AUGUGUUUGUUUUUCGAAUCUGAGCUUUNAUAUAAAUGCAUGGAGUGUGGGAAAACCUUUACUCAGAGCAGUGGACUCAAUAACCACAAAAGGAUCCACACAGGAGAAAAACCGUAUAAAUGCAUGGAGUGUGGAAAGACCUUUGCUCUGAAUGGGACACUCACUAUUCACAAAAAGUUCCACACAGGAGAGAAGCCGUAUAAAUGUAUUGAGUGUGGAAAGACCUUUGCUCAAAGUGGUCAUCUUAUUUGUCAUAAGAUGGUCCACACAGGGGAGAAACCCUAUAAAUGCAUGCAGUGUGGGAAAACCUUUACUCAGAGCAGUGGACUCAAUAAACACAAACGGAUCCACACAGGAGAGAAGCCAUAUAAAUGCAUGGAGUGUGGGAAAACAUUUACUCAGAGCAGUGGACUCAAUAAACACAAACGGAUCCACACAGGAGAAAAACCGUAUAAAUGCAUGGAGUGUGGAAAGACCUUUGCUCUGAAGGGGACACUCGCUAUCCACAACAAGAUCCACACAGGAGAGAAGCCGUAUAAAUGUAUGGAAUGUGGAAAGACCUUUGCUCAAAGUGGUCAUCUUAUUUCCCAUAAGAUGGUCCACACAGGGGAGAAACCAUAUAAAUGCAUAAAUUGUGGAAAGACAUUUGCUCGCAGCUAUGAACUUACUUCCCAUAACAGAAUCCACACAGGAGAGAAGCCAUAUAAAUGUAUGGAAUGUGGAAAGACCUUUGCUCAGAAUAGUAAUCUUAUUUCUCAUAAACAGUUCCACACUCGUGAGAAGGUAUAUAGCAAUAGUAAUUCCAUUUAGAGUUAAAUACCACUUUACAAUGCUUUACAGCACUCUCUGAGCAAUUUACAAAAUCAGCAUAUGUUUCCCAGCAAUCUGG